UGAUAACUCUACAAUAAAACAAUACGCCUGAUAUCGUGCUGCACUAGCAGAGUAUAUAUUGAAUAGUGAGGUUCGUCGAUUAUAAUUAGUUAGGUACACCACGAGAAGAUGAGAGCAAGGAAAUGUGACACGUAGUGUGGGGAAGUAUCUAUGCUGUACCUUGUCAAUCAGCUAGUGAAAGUCGACAGUACAGUGUUGUAAAGGCGACGUAUCUAUAGGCUCUUGACGCGCAGGCCACUGCCGGGUCAUGGCAAACGCCACUGUGAUAUUACGUAAUGGGUAGUGAGAAGCGGUUUUAAUGUUGUUUCUGACCGUCAUUGAUUGCCAGUUCGUGGACGCGCAUCAGCAGACUUAUACUUACUAUCAAGACAGCCAAGGUACUAAUUUGGUGAUAAUUAUUGGUAAAACUCCGAGGGUAUCGCAAUGAUUUUGGUCAAAAUUCUGACAAUAUACAAUGUAAUAGUAUCGUGUCAGAUCUGCAUCUAUCACGCUUCAUUCAGUUUUACUUUCGAACCAAACUUGGGAUAAGAUUAUGUUGAUAAUGAACAGUGCAAAUUAUAAAAUAGUGCAAUAAUCGAAGAUUAUUUUUCUCUCAAUGCUGUAUGAUCUCUUAAAGUUGAAGUGAGUUGUAUAUUUCAUGAAUACUAGUUCUUGUUACUUGUCAGUAAACAGUAUAUCAAAUCCUGCCAACGGUUGUUUUUUUGCUCAUUCGGAGAACAUCGAUUUUGAAAAUGCCGGGACGCGUUAACAGCGAGAAUGUGUUUACAUACGAGACGUUGGUUCAUGCUCUCUCGGGGGCAGCGGGAAGUGUUGUGGCAAUGACGACGUUUUUCCCGCUCGACACGGUGCGCAGCAGACUACAACUUGAAGAAGGCCGUGAAGCUAAGAACACGGUGACCAUUAUUCGGGAGCUGAUUAGAAAGGAAGGAUUCUCGACAUUGUACAGAGGAAUGAUACCGGUACUUCAGAGUCUCUGCGCCAGUAACUUUGUCUACUUUUACACUUUCCACGGCCUCAAGAUCUUGCGAAGCUCUAGGGGACAGAAUGCUGGAAAUGAUCUGCUUAUGGCUUCAAUCGCUGGUAUAAUUAACGUUUUAACGACAACUCCACUGUGGGUCGUCAACACAAGGCUAAAGAUGAAAGGAAUUGAAUCUCACCACGAACACAACAGGACCAACUUCGAUACACUUUACGAGGGUCUCAUCUACAUUUGGAAAACGGAAGGUAUCCAAAAACUAUGGGCUGGGACUUUACCGAGUUUACUUUUGGUCUCGAAUCCCGCUAUACAAUUCAUGACCUACGAGGCUAUUAAGAGACGAAUUGCGAAAAAUUUCGGUACAGUGCCUCCACCAGCUGUUGUGUUCUUCGUAAUUGGAGCCAUUGCAAAAACUGUCGCCACUACUGUGACUUAUCCAUUACAACUGGCUCAAACCAAAUUAAGGCAUGGCCACAAGUAUUCUGAUUUAUCGCCUAAAGCUGGUACCCUACAAAUUCUCCUUCAUAUUUUCAAGAGAAACGGAAUUAGCGGCUUAUACAAAGGAAUGGAGGCGAAGAUUUUGCAAACCGUCCUGACAGCUGCUCUGAUGUUCUCGGCUUACGAAAAAAUUGCUGCGUUUGUAUUCAAACUAUUAUUACGGAAGCAAUAUUUGUGAUGGAAAAAAAUUGAUCAAUACGGUUGCAUUAACUUUGUAUAUAAGACAAGGAACAUUUUAUGAGUAAGGUAUACGAAAGGGUGACAAUAAUUAUAGGUAGACGAUGAAUGAAGUUGCUUAUUAUAUGCUAUUUUCAGAGUAAAAAUGCAAAAAAAAUCUGUAACUAUGAGAUUUUAGAGGGCACUAGCGCUACUAUCUGAAAAAAAGUUCAAAUCAUCGUACCAGGCAGUCUCAGCACUCUUUAAAUGAAAAAAGUCAGAUUUAGUCAAUGUUGAGAUGAAAAUCUGAAAAAAUUAGGGUAUUUGUUAAAAAUUAUUUCGAGCCGAUUUAAGGUGCGGCCCGGGAAAAAUUCACCAACAGCCUAAACUAGGACUGCCGUAAUAUACGAGUACAUAUGCAUACGUGCAAGCUACCAAUAUGUUAUUACUUUUAUGAAAUUUACGGUAUGGAGGUGUUUCUAACAUACAUUCUAAUUUGUGAUGAAUUCGUGACUAGGGGAAUAGAUAGGGAGAUAAUUCGUCGAUGCUGGUCAAGGUUUGAUGGUUUGAUGGUUUAUUGAUAUCUUUCCCAUGGCAAUGUUGGAAAAUAACAAGAAAGGUAUACAAAGUUGAGCUAUAUUCAUAGUCUCAAAUCCAAAAACUUAGCCUAGUUUGAAAUCUAGUGUAAAGAGAAGCACAGAAUAAGGACAGAGAACUACGACAUAGACAGGAGUAGAAAUAUAGAGAUAGAAGGAUACAAAAAUUGGAAGAGUGAAAGACGGCAAAGACAAUGUUAGAAAAAAAAAACAAAUAGAAUAAAAAUAGAAUAAAGUAGAAACAUAAAAACAUGAGAAGCAGGAAGUAGAGAAAUCUAAAAUCUAAAUGAAGAAUCGCCAUCAGGAGUAAGUCUCUUUUAUCCGGAAGAGAUGCUGAUAGAGUGCACGUUUAAGACAUCAAGCGUCAAGAUAGACCUGAGUUCAGUCCGUGUGAUGGCCUGGUUGCAAGACAACGGAGUCCGAGAUCUGCGAUCGGAGCCAGGUUUCAGUCACAGCUAGCAGCGGCCGGAAAGGCGAGAGAGGCAGUGGAGGUAGCUACGGGGAAUCGAGCCUCGAAAGCAGCCAGAGCGGCAGCCGAUGAGAUGCGCUGAAUAGGAGAGCCGUCAGAUUUUCGUAGGAGAAGGUGUGAUACUGUUUAUUGAUUUCACUGCUACAACACGUAGACAGACACUGGUUGUCAAAUUUUCCUGAAGAUGGUCGGCAGGGCACGGCUGAAACGCUGUAAAAUCAAUAAACUGUAUCACACCUUGACCAGCAUCGACGAAUUAUCUCCCCAUACAUUCCAAUGUUGGUCAAAAUCAAAGAUACUGUGUAAUACUGAACGGAUCACGUAUAUGUGUGUUAGGAUAUUGAGUUUGGGCCCCUUCGCCGUCCAGCGCGAAUUCUCAUAGCUGGCUAUUGGGAAUAAUAAGGCGUAACUUCUUGAUAAAACCAGAUGUGUGUAUUGGACUAUUGAGGAUUACGAUAAAUUAUUCAGGACGCGAGAGUUUUAAAGAUUUCACUCUAAUUUAAAACCAAAAGUUCUUCAGAAUAAGUGAUGGAGCAUGCUUGUAGUUGCAAAAAUACAUCAAUACCUACGUGCGACCGUUUUUGUAAGCGUUAUUAAAGAAAGAUGAAUAUAUAUUUAAAAAGCGUUACACAUAUUUACACAGAGAGAAUAUGACCCGUACUUUAUGGUUCAAUGUAAUGUACUUGAAAUGAUUUGCAGCAAUCACAUGGAGUGGGCGCGUAUAGGUAUUUAUUUGCACUAUACAUAAAUAUUUUUAUUUAUUGAGAAAAUCAAAUAUUGUACACUUGGGGUCAAUGAAUCUGAGACGGCUAAUUUUUUGCACAAGAUAGUUAUGUUGGCAACACAGAAAAACCUACAGUGUCAUAGUCAGCCGUGCGCGAAUUUGGAUGUUGGAUUGAACAAGUCAUUAUGCAUCCUAGCGGUAUUCUAAGGUUUUAAGAUUCGACGGUCAUGGGUUAUGUUAUAUUUAUUGAGAUUGAGUCUAUUUUGCGCUCGGCCGACUAUGGCGCUGUAGGUUUCUCUUUGUUGCCAACAUAACUGUCUAGUGUAAAAAAUUAGCCGUCUCAGAUUCAAUGUCCUCAAGUGUACAUUGAAUUUGCUGUACUUAAACGAAAUAAAGUGAAAAAAAAUUAUUAAA
This is a messenger RNA of Neodiprion virginianus, 3833 nucleotides long. RefSeq names its product peroxisomal membrane protein PMP34 (gene PMP34). Bases 732 to 1652 code for a protein of 306 amino acids. The transcript has 9 exons. Gene Ontology annotation, cellular component: peroxisomal membrane. The record is from RefSeq and is a predicted model, not a curated record. Gene Ontology annotation, molecular function: AMP transmembrane transporter activity; FAD transmembrane transporter activity; coenzyme A transmembrane transporter activity. Lineage: Eukaryota; Metazoa; Arthropoda; Insecta; Hymenoptera; Diprionidae.